AUGGCAAACUCGGGAAUUCAACUUUUAGGAUUCGGCCUGUCACUCGUCGGUGUCAUUGCACUCAUCGUGGGGACCAUUCUGCCACAGUGGAAGAUGUCUGCGUACAUAGGAGACAACAUCAUAACGGCGGUUGCCAUGUACCAAGGACUAUGGAUGUCAUGCGCUUUCCAGAGCACAGGGCAGCUCCAAUGUAAAAUAUACGACUCGAUCCUGCAGCUCGACAGUAAGUAUAGAUGCUUUAAAGCGGCAAUCAGAAGUUGAAACAAUAAGAAAUCGCCCCUGUUGGUAAAAAGCUGAUGGAUGUGCCUGGAGAAAUACACCCACUCUCAAAUUCAUAGACAGAGCUAUGGAUACAAGGACUGACCAUCCAUGAUAUCAACAUUAUAGUUUUAACCAUGUUUCAAGGCUAUAUAGUGUUUGUUUACAUUUACUUUGUUUACAAACAUUGGAGGAAAACAAUCUUAUAUUUUCGGUUCUGAUGGGGUAGGACAGUUGAAGUAAGCUCAUGAGGCGUUUAUAAGUUAUAUUAUUCAAUAAUUAACGUGUACAUAUCAUUAAUUUAUAAUUCAAAAAAUUGAUGUAGCAACUGCAGAUUGCCCCUUUAAGCAAAAUAUUUAUUUUAUGACAUGCUCAUUUUUUCUUUCACUGUCUGUGACUGUAUGUGCAUACUGUGCAGCACUUUACUGUAUAUCCACUAUUAUCUAAUUAUCAAAGGAGGAUUUCCAUGAAGAUGGUGACUUCACUUGUGUCGGGAACUCCCCUUUACGGAGCAGUGCUUCCUCAAUACAGCACAUUGGUGCCACUGAUAAAGGUGUUGGCUCAGAGCUGUUAGUCAUUAAUUGCCCCUCUCAUGGUUAUUCUUUAGUAGCACCCUUCGUGUUAACAUACAGUGGGAUAGUGUUAACUUCUAGCAACCUCUCACCAACCUCCCCACCCACCUCCACCCCUCUGCUGUAUAUUCUCACACGGCUGGGUCGCUCCACCCCCUAAGUGGUAAGGCCCCUACUGGCAGGCCCCUGCCCAUUCAUCACCCACUGUACCUUGGCAUAGAGUGGGGGCUGCCUGGGGCUCCAGAUGCCAGAGACGACCUGGUCCUAACGACCUAACGGUAAACAACCAGAAGAAUACAGAACACAGGAGUAGCCAUGGCGACAGCAGCACAGUACCCUGUACAGGAAUUUUACCCCCCUCCCUCCUCCUCCCACUUCGGUUCGCCCCAGACCCUUAGGGCACCACGAUGACGAGAACCUGGGUGUAAUUUGAUAUAACUCCCCAUCUACUCCUAUUGGUUUCUCUGGUCAUAGUUGUUGUUGAGAGGGGUUCCAUUGAACAGAGAUGCUUGUUCAGAUUCAGAACACUUAGGGGGGUCCCAGUUUUAACUGGUUGUAACUGCAUCUCCUGACAGCGAGCAGGUUUUUUUUAUUUUUAGAAGGGUACAAGGGGGUCAGUGGUACAUAGGUGAUGGGUUGAUAUUCAAUGGUAGCCCCAAUAUGCAUGCCUGGUGAAAGGACCCUCAUUGUGUGUUUAGAGUACAGCAGAAGAUUAGUAUUUCUUCCUUCCUCUCUCCUCCUUAUCACCCUCUCCCUCUGUCCCCCUCUAUCCCCCUCUCUUCCCCACCCUCAAUUGCCCUCUCACCCACCCCCAUCCUCAAAUAAAAUAAAAUUGGUCACAUACACAUAUUUAGCAGAUGUUAUUGCGGGUGUAGUGAAAUGCUUGUGUUCCUAGCUCCAACAGUGCAGUAAUAUCUAACAAUUAACAGCAAUACACACACAUCUAAAAGUAAAAGAAAAGUACUCUCCCUCUCUCUCCUUCUCUCCAUCCCUCCCUCCCUUUCUCAGGGAUGAAGGGUUUUGUUUGUGAGCUCAGGGAUGGCCUGGACUGGCACAGACUGGUUCAGGGUGGACUAAGGAGGUACUCUCCCUCUCUGUCUCCCUCCCUCUGUAAGUUUUAUGAGGGAGGUGACAGAUUAGGGUGUCCAGACAGUAGCUUUCACUGCCCCAUUCCCCUCAACAAAAGCAGAUGGAAGAGAGAGAGCGUGAAAGAGAGAGAGCGAGACAGAGAGAGAAAGGGAGAGAGAGGGGGAGAGAGAGGGAGACAGAGCAAGAGGGAGGGGGUAUCUCAGGGUUUCUCGUCCAGGAAAAACACACAUUAAAGUAUCGUGUCAGCUUCAUGUGAAUGUAUUUCACAUCCAUUAGACACGCACAUUAAACCCCAGUGAUGCAUAGAGCUGUGUGUAUACAGUCACUUUUUUAAAUCCCAUACUUUGUGAACAUCCACUGUUGUGGUUGGAUUGUGUUGAUAAUGUAUAUUUUAUAUUUGUUCACACCUUUUGCUUACUUGCUGAUAAAAAACUAACGUUUUUUAUUUGACAUUUGCAAUAUAUCCCCAAUGCCUAUAAAUGAAAGCUUUCUAUACAAUAUCCUUCUAUAACUGUACCACAUCUCUCUCGCUCUCUCUCUCCCGCUCUCUCUCUCUGUCUCUCUCUGUCCUUCUCUCUCUCUCUCUCUCACACACACACACACACACACACACACACUACUUCAUUCUCUGAUUCUUUCACUAUCUUGUUACUCCUUUCCCUCCUCUCCCUUAUCCCGCUCUCUCCCCUCCCUGGUGUGUGUGUGUUUGUGUGUGUCUCAGGCGCUCUCCAGGCCACCCGUGCCCUGAUGAUCGUUGGCAUCAUUGUAUCCAUCGCUGGGCUGGGCGUGGCCACCAUGGGCAUGAAGUGUACCACCUGCGGAGGGAACAACAAAGUGCGCAAGUCUCGCACCGCCAUGACUGGAGGCAUCAUCCUACUGGUUGGAGGUGAGAGAGAGAGAGAGAGAGAGAGAGAGAGAGAGAUAAGAGAGAGAGAGAUAGAGAGCGAAGAGAGAGAGUAGCGAUAGAGUCAUAUAGAGAGAAGAGAUAGAAUAGGUGGAUAUAGCUAGUAUCUCUGAUCUUCUGCUCAUCUCUCUCGCUCUCUCUAUAUAUCGCUACUCUUACUCCUCUCUCUCUCUCUCUUCUCUCUCUCUACUCUCUCUACUCUCCCCGCUCUUCUCUUCUCUAUUCACCUCUCUCUCCUCUCUCCUCUCGCUCUCUCUCUCUCUCUCACUCCUCCCAUCCCCCCCCAACCUAUUUAUUUUCUUAGGGUACAGAGUUUUCCCUACAUGAUUAAAUGACUUGGUCAUGAAAAUCUCAGGGCCCUACUUUUGUAACAUUCUUUCUAUGCUGGUCUAAGCUGGUCUCUCACUCAUCUAAACCUGGCGAAGACCUUCGGGUCGAAACGUUGCACAAUAAAAGUCACACUCAUCUACCCAGGUUCCCCUGGAGAUCACAGAGGGAGAGAAUGGGCACGUUUUACUGACUGUGGCUAUUAAUUACUCGGACACUAUUCCCUAUUUAGUGCACUACUUUUCACUUGUCAAAUGUCGCUGGUCAAAUGUAGGGCACUAUAUAGGGAAUAGGGUGUCAUUUGGGACGCAGAUUGUUACUGUUAUAUAAGAGGUCAUUAGAAACUCUCAUAGAUCGAUGCCAGUAAAAAGCGAAUGGGUCUCAGAGUAGACUAAAUGUGUAUGUUUUAUUGUCAAAUAUACCGGAUAGGUGCAGUGAAAUGUGUUGUUUUACAUUUUAGUAGACGCUUUUAUCGAGAGCGACUUACAGGAGCAAUUAGGGUUAAGUGCCUUGCUCAAGGGCACAUUGACAGGUUUUUCGCCUAGUCAUCUCAGGGAUUUGAACCAGCUACCUUUCGGUUAUUGGCCCAAUGCUCGGGAACCACUAGGCUACCUGUCAUUUUACAGGGUCUAAAGUUUCUCAGAGUAGGAGUGCUGAUCUAGGAUCAGUUUUGCCUUUUAGAUAAUAAUGAAUGGACCGGGGGGACCUGAUCUUAGAUCACUUGAAGACUCUUAUAGGACAAUGGCAGUAUGGUCGGUGGGGGAGGGGUGACUUAAUAGCUAGCCGCCCAAUGACUUCAUGAUAAGUGUUUGGCUCCCCUCUCUCAAAUACCUAUUGAUGAUGCCUGGAUGGUACUGAUCUGCCAUUGUCUUACGUCAGAUAGCGCUUCAAUUCCGCCUGCACUGAUCUGUCUCGUAUCUCGCAAAGGGUAAUGGGAUAGCUUGAAAGUAGUCCGGCUACAAUGGGCUAUCAUAACAUUCAAAAAUAGUACUUAGGGGACAUCGUCUACCGAACCCCAUUUAUACCUCAAAACCUUCUCAAUUAAUCUAAGCUAAAACAAUAAAUCUGUCAAUAAUAGGGCUGUGGCGGUCAUGACAUUUAGUCAGACGGUGAUUGGUCAAGCAAAUAACUGCUGGUCUCAUGGUAAUUGACUGUAAUUAACAUAAACACCUUUAGCAUCUCCUGGCUUCCACACAUAGCCUCCAAGCCACUGAUGCAGACCUUUGGAACGUCUACAUUUUAAAAAGUAUAAUACAUCCAUUUAAUAUAGCCUACACCAUCACAAUAAAUCCAUUAUUUAUUUUAGACAGGUCUAAAGAAACAUGAUAUGAAGAAAAUGUAGUCUAUUUCAGAUGAACAGAAUAGCAUGCUCUGACAUUAUGUUAGGCCCUGAUCUGGCUAUGCCAUAUGGCUGUGGGCUACACUAGUUCAUUUAGCAGACAAGACUUGCUUAGAAUUCCGUGGCAUUAUUUUAUAGUAUGAAGAAUACAAUUGAACAUAGCUGAAUAAAAUAGAAAGGAUACUUUCUCCAAAUGAUUUCAGAGGGAGUGCGCACAUGUGGCUAUUCUGUGUUGAGCGGUUAACAAAGAAACAGGUCCUCCUAUAUGCUUAAUUUAGAGUUAUUUAUGCAACUUUAAUUGUGAUAUAAACGUUGGGCUAUGUUUUGCAUGCAUGAUGCGACUCUAAUGAUGAUUCGAAAAAAGUAUCAUGAAAGGUGUGAGCUCUGCUUUGUUUCUUGCGCAGGCUGCACACACUUCAUCAGUCUCUCAUUCACAAUUUGACAAGCACUUGAUAAUAUUCUCACCAGGCCUCAAAUUUCCUGGCGGCAUCCUCCUUGUGUGGCCGUUGUGCCCUUGGGCUGAAUAUAAUAAUUAUAAUUCCCUUCUCCUGGCUGCCAAUCGCUGUGCUCCAAAGCACCUCUCACUCACAUGGCUCUCUCAGAUAUCUCAAUUCUUAUCAGCCAAUGCCCGUCACGUGAUCGGGUCCUUCUCACAGGCAUCUUAGCUCCGAAGUAGGCUAGAAGUGGAUACAGACACAUCGGGGACGUAACUGCGCGUGUCCUUCUUAUCGCAUUCCGAGGCGCAUAUUGAAGAUGUUAGAAGAACUGUCUACAUUUACUUUUCAUCAGCCAACAAGAUGAGUAGGCCUAACGAACAGCAAAAGCACUAGCCUAUGUCAAUCUACUAUCCCCCAUAGUACAAACGUUGACCUAUUCUAUUCUGUGCAAGAAAUAAAUAUUCCAAACAUCGUCUGGGACAGUUGUGGGAUGCGAUAGAGGCCAAAUUAAUACAACCACUCGCAUCAAAAAACCUUUUGAUGCAACAGAUCAGAACAUUGAGUUAAAAAAUGUUGAUAAACUAUUAGGCUAUUUCUUCAUAUUAUAAUCGCAGCAAUGCGCACACGGCAGUAGGCUAUAAGUGCGAAUGUUUCAAAAUGCAAUCAAUUAGCGGGAAAACACAAUUCUCAAAAGUGACCGCAAAUGCGAUUAUGCAUGGGCCUUUAUCAUACACCUGUCUCGGAACAGGGCAGGGUAAAAAAUACAUGUCAUCUAUGCACUUAAAUAGCAAAAGGUGGACGCUUUUCCCAUGGUUCAUUUUCAUGCCAGCCAGGUAGUCUAUACUCCUGUUGUAAAGAGAAGCAAUGUGCUUAAUAUAAGGAAAGUUGAGAAAUAAAUAUAGUAGGCCUAGCCUAUAGAAAGCUGAUGGGAUCCUCCUCUUUUUAAUAGAGCCCAUCAAAACUCUGUUUUCUCACGCAAUUGCAUAGCCUAUAGAAAUGUUGCACAACAUGAGUACUCAUGAAGUGUUUUAAUUAGAUUUUCGAAGACAUUUGCAUUGAUGUCAGAGAGAUUAGAGGGACAAUAGAGUGCUGAGUACCAGGCAGUUAGCAAGUUUGGUAGGCUACUAAUGACCAUCAGCAGCAUCAGAGCUUGGAGAAGCCAAGUUACCGUGAGUAAACGGUCAAGUGGAAUUUAACUGCGGUCAUGACAGCCGGUGUGGCGGUAAUAUGGCCACCGUAACAGCCCUAGUCAAUAAUUUGGAAGUUUUUUGGUGAGGAAGUCUUAGUUGCACCAUUUUACAUCUAUCAAAGGUGUUUUGUGCUUUAACAAGCAGUAUUUCUGAAGAAUGACAAUGUGCACGAAAUCUAGCUUAGAUUUGUCCAACAUUAACUUGCUAGCUGAGCCAGUCACUUCAUAUAAAAGGAAUAAUGGGAUGCUGCUAAUCAACCAGCUACCUUGUGCUGCACACACAAUGCUGAAUGCUUCCACCAAAAGCUAGCUGUUUUCAUGAAGCAGAUGCGCUGCCUGUUCUGCAGCAAGUCUGUGCCCCGAAUCAGAUAACAUUCCCUCUUACUUUUGGGGCAGCAUGUCUACAACUUGAGGGUAAUUAAACAAGCCAAUCAAUCUGUUUAUGUCAGUAAGGUAGAGCUAGCUAGGUAGCUACACUACCGGUCAAAAGUUUUAGAACAGCUACUCAUUCAAGGUUUUUUCUUAAUUUUUUACUAUUUUCUACAUUGUACAAUAAUAAUGAAGACAUCAAAACUAUGAAAUAACACAUAGAAUCAUGUAGUAACCAAAAAAGUGUUAAACAAAUAUAUUUUAUAUUUGAGAUUCUUCAAAUAGCCACCCUUUGCCUUGAUGACAGCUUUGCACACUCUUGGCAUUCUCUCAACCAGAUUCAUGAGGUAGUCACCUGGAAUGCAUUUCAAUUAACAGGUGUGCCUUCUUAAACAUUAAUUUGUGGAAUUUCUUUCCUUCUUAAUGCAUUUGAGCCAAUCAGUUGUGUUGUGACAAGGUAGGGGGGGGUAUACAGAAGAUAACCCUAUUUGGUAAAAGUAACUUUUGACCAGUAGUGUAUGUCAGUAAGCUAGCUACAAGUUAGCUAACGUUAAGCAGCUGAUCAAGUCACUUGCGGCGGACGUGCUUGCACUGUCACGGAUCCCCCCGGUACUGCUGCUCAUUCUGAUCUGGUUCACUACCACCAACCCCGGACUGUCUUGUCUCAUUACGCACACCUGGUUCCCAUUCCCCCUGAUUAUUAUGUGUAUCUAUGUGCCCUCUGUUCCCCAUUGUCCUUGUCGAUUAUUGUCCUAUGUCCGUUGGUCUCGUGAGUACCGUGUAUUGUGCUCUUGUUAUUACGGGUGUCGUCCCGUGUAUUGUUUAGAGGUUUACACCUCGCUCUUUUGUUUGUGUUACAUCCACGUGUUAUAUAUAUAUCUCCCAAUUGCAAAUGAUUAAAUCACUGUCACAACGUGUGAUAAUGCACAUAAUUUUUGCAGGAGGUAGCCACCAUUUUGUUUUUAUUUUCUCCCAAUUGCAAAUGAUGAAAUCACUGUCACAACGUGUGAUAAUUUAGCUAGCUAUUCUGCCUAUUUCAUAGAGGAUCAAUGAAAGCGCAGUGAUAUCAUAAAUUAGGAACAAUGUUUUCAUAUUUGAAUGGCGGAUGCUCUGGAAUAUUAAAAUGUUAAUAUGAGUUCCACGUCCUACAAGACCGAUCGGUUGAGGGACGAGCGUCGCUUAGGAGUGACACCAUCUGACGUAAGACAAUGCUGAUCCGUUUGAUCCAUCUUUUGUUGUACGUGUCUGUUUUUUUCUUUCUCAUUCAGCUCUGUGUGCAGUGGUGGCCUGUUCGUGGUUCGCACACAAUGUCAUCCGGGCCUUCUAUAACCCUUAUACUCCUGUUAACACCAAGUAAGUAUCCCUGCCUUGGCUGGCCACACAAUUCCAGAAUAUUUUUUUACGGUUACAUUAACCUGUUAGCGCCCUUUUACUGCAGUAAAAGUGUAGUAACUGCAGUCGACUGUGGUAUUUUGGACACAGUAAUUGCAGAAUAACUGCAGUGUACUGCAGUUGAAAUGCAGUUAUACUGCACUGUAACUGCAGUUACACUGCAAAAUUACUGUAGUAAAAAAAACGGUGUUAUUUUGGAUGCAGUAUUUGCAGCAUAUUGCACAGUAGUUAUACAGUACUGCAGUUAUACUGCACUCUGACUGCAAUCUUUUUUCGUAAGGACGAUAAUGGACAAAAUUAUGUUUCAUUAUCUGUAAGGCUGCUCUAAAGAACACUUCUCUAAAACCAUGUCUCACUCUUCUCUCCCUCUCCCCACUCACAGGUUUGAGUUUGGAGCAGCCAUCUUUAUCGCCUGGGGAGGUUCUUUCCUGGACGUGCUGGGGGGAGCCAUGCUGGCAUCUUCCUGUCCCAGGAGUAAAAAGCCGGUGCCCAAAUACCCUGCCAUGAGCGGCGUGAGCGCCCGCUCACCCCCCAGCAGCACCAAGGAGUAUGUGUGAGUGCCCUCUACUGCCGAUAACCGGAAUAACAGAAGAUUGAAUAUGAAGGAGUUUGUACAUGGAGUCGAACAUGACUAGUCUGUUGUACUUAUGGGGCGAAAUUUUCGUGGUGCAAAAGAACACAGAUAUGUAUAGAAAUACUGUAAACUUCAUUAUCUUCUGGCAUCGUCAUUUAAUCUGAAACGUUUCUUCCAACAAUGUGUGUUAAGGAGGCGGUUAUUUAACAACAGUUUAGUAAACUGAGCAAUGCAUAAAGAGUCAAGCAUGAGUUUCAAAUUAAAUUACGCUGCCAGAUUAUAAUGAGGUUUACGGUAUUUUUUUGCACAGAUCUGUGCUCUUUUGGACAACGUAAAUGUCGCCCAUGAAGUUUGCAUUUGGGGGGCAUAUCGGGAUUGUAUGACAGAAUGACAAAGAUAGAAAGAAUUACUGGAUGUGAAUAUAGUAUUACAGAG
Messenger RNA from Coregonus sp. 'balchen', 8885 nucleotides. NCBI's taxonomy places the organism in Eukaryota, Metazoa, Chordata, Actinopteri, Salmoniformes, Salmonidae. The record is from the annotation of a GenBank genome assembly.